UUCAUUAGCUCCUUCCCAAACACCAUUUGGCAUUCCCCUAAUUUCCUACUCCCCUCGAGACUCCCGACGCACACGGAGAAGAAAUGGCGAUGAUGAGAGCGAAAUCUCUCCACCUCCCUCUCCGCUCCUCUCUCACCGCCGCCUCCUCCGCCCUAUUCUUCGGCCGAGCAGAGCCCGUCUUCCUGUUCUCCCCUCCCCUCCCUCUCAUCCGCCACUAUCGCGGCGGCGGCCGCUCCCGCGACGACUUCCCCUUCUCCAGGUACGAGCAGCCGCGGCUGCCCAUCAAUUGGGGCAUCCGCAUCGUGUCGGAGAAGAAGGCUUACAUCGUCGAGAGAUUCGGAAAGUAUCUGCGGACCCUUGGUUCUGGAAUCCACCUUCUUGUUCCCCUGGUUGACCGGAUCGCUUACGUCCACUCCCUCAAGGAGGAGGCCAUCCCCAUUCCCGACCAAUCUGCCAUCACCAAGGACAAUGUCAGCAUCCUGAUCGACGGGGUCCUUUAUGUUAAGAUUGUUGAUCCAAUCCUUGCGUCCUAUGGCGUGGAGAACCCAAUAUUUGCAGUGAUCCAACUGGCACAGACGACAAUGAGGAGUGAGCUGGGUAAGAUCACUCUUGAUAAGACUUUUGAGGAGAGGGACACGCUCAACGAAAACAUUGUGAGAGCAAUCAACGAGGCUGCUUCUGACUGGGGCCUUAAAUGUCUGCGUUAUGAAAUACGGGAUAUAUCUCCUCCACCAGGAGUCAAGGCAGCUAUGGAGAUGCAAGCUGAAGCAGAAAGAAGAAAACGUGCUCAAGUUCUUGAGUCUGAAGGAGAAAGACAAGCUAACAUCAACAUUGCAGAUGGAAAAAAGAAUUCUGUGAUCUUGGCAUCAGAAGCUGCAAUGAUGGACCAGGUUAAUAGAGCUAAAGGAGAAGCUGAAGCAAUCCUUGCUAGAUCACAGGCUACUGCUGAUGGCUUAAAGAUAUUGUCAGAGGCCAUGAAAGCUGAGGGAGGUGCUGAAGCAGCAAGUUUAAGAAUUGCUGAGCAAUAUAUUACAGCAUUUGGUUGCAUAGCAAAGGAGGGAACUACACUUCUACUUCCUAGUUCUGUUGGAAAUCCUUCUUCUAUGAUAGCUCAGGCUCUAGCAAUUUACAAAAAGCUUAAUGUUGGCAAUAUAAGUUCCCUUUCACUGGAUAAUCCGCAGACAGAAACCUCAGAUGAGAGCAAAACUGAUGGUGACACUAGAAUCAAUGAGGUUAGAAUCAAUGCUCUUUCUGAUCCAAGCGAAAGAGCAUUCUCUCUCCAAAGUCCACCAAAGGGAUUCAGCUAAUCCCUAUCAAAGGAAAUCAGUUUUGCAAACAACAGAGGCCUGUGACUCUCAUUCUGUUUAUCCUUGAGGAGAACGUGUAGAAAUUUUGACAUUGUUGAUGAGCAGGUCAAGACAUUUGAAAUGGUCUAGUCUACUCGACUAACAUAGUUGAUAAUCUGAUGUGGUAAACAGAUCCUUUUUCCCACAAUAUUGGAACUUCCGAAUCGGCUGGAUAAAAAAAAAGUAUUAUACUUUUAAAAAGAGUAAUAUGUCUUUUAUUUUGCAGAA
Molecule: messenger RNA, 1574 nt
Organism: Musa acuminata subsp. malaccensis (wild Malaysian banana)
Lineage: Eukaryota; Viridiplantae; Streptophyta; Magnoliopsida; Zingiberales; Musaceae
Biological process (GO): mitochondrion organization
Cellular component (GO): membrane; mitochondrion
Source: RefSeq, a predicted model, not a curated record